AUGUCACUAUCAUCCAAGAUAAGACCUACUCCUCGCAAAACUUCACGUAUGGCCACCGAUCAUUCUUUUAAAGUGAAGAACUUUUAUGCUGAUCCUUUCGCUAUAUCAUCAAUUUCACUGGCAAUCGUAUCGUGGGUCAUCGCCAUCGGAGGCUCCAUCUCAUCUGCAUCCACAAACGAAUCCUUCCCACGUUUUACUUGGUGGGGCAUAGUGUACCAAUUUCUAAUUAUUUGUUCCUUAAUGCUAUUCUAUUGUUUUGAUUUAGUCGAUCAUUACAGAAUCUUCAUUACCACAUCUAUUGCAGUGGCAUUUGUGUAUAAUACAAAUAGUGCAACAAAUUUAGUUUAUGCGGAUGGUCCCAAGAAGGCUGCUGCUUCAGCCGGUGUCAUCUUACUUUCAAUCAUAAAUCUGAUCUGGAUUCUGUACUAUGGCGGCGAUAAUGCUUCACCAACCAAUAGAUGGAUUGAUUCGUUUUCUAUCAAAGGUAUCAGGCCUUCGCCAUUAGAGAAUUCUCUUCAUAGAGCUCGUCGCAGAGGGAAUAGGAACACAACACCUUACCAAAAUAAUUUCUAUAAUGAUGCUAUGCGAGAUUCAGUUUACGCGACGCAAUUUGACGGAUAUCCACAGCAGCAACCUUCACACUCAAAUUACGUAUCUUCCACAGCACUGGCUGGUUUUGAGAAUACCCAGCCAAAUACAUCAGAUGCCGUGAAUCUUCAUUUAAACACUUUACAACAACGUAUAAAUAGUGCAAGCAACGCUAAGGACACCAUUAACAAUAACAAUAAUCAAACCAACACUAAUAUGGGUAACACAUUUGAUACAGAUUUUUCAAAUGGGAAUACGGAAACUACUAUGGGAGACACUUUGGGUCUGUAUAGCGAUAUUGGUGAUGACAAUUUCGUUUAUAAGGCAAAGGCGUUAUACCCAUACGACGCAGAUGACGAUGAUGCUUACGAAAUCUCAUUUGAACAAAACGAAAUUCUACAGGUCUCUGACAUUGAAGGCAGAUGGUGGAAGGCAAGAAGGGCGAAUGGUGAAACAGGUAUUAUUCCGAGUAACUAUGUUCAACUAAUCGACGGUCCAGAAGAAAUACAUCGUUGA
This is a messenger RNA of Saccharomyces paradoxus, 1104 nucleotides long. It is a transcript of the gene SHO1, whose product is annotated as osmosensor SHO1. The transcript has a single exon. Lineage: Eukaryota; Fungi; Ascomycota; Saccharomycetes; Saccharomycetales; Saccharomycetaceae. Gene Ontology annotation, molecular function: protein binding. The record is from RefSeq and is a predicted model, not a curated record. Bases 1 to 1104 code for a protein of 367 amino acids. Gene Ontology annotation, biological process: regulation of actin filament polymerization.